GUUCAAAAAGAAAAAAACCUAUGAACAUGAACUAAAAACUAGAUUGAAUAUUUCAUUCGUAGGCUAUUUGAAGCUUUUUAGUCUGAUACUUGUUUUGAAUAUAGUCGAUCCAUCUUCUCCACUCCAGUACAGAUCUUUCAUUUGAAUGGUCUUUCAAAUACGCUGAAAUUUUUGCCAUCUCUGCCAAGUUCCCUACGCAGCCCUCCUGAGCUCCAUUAUUGUUGGCAGAGGCACUGCAGGCUGGUCCUUCGCUGUCUCCAGCACUGCCCUGCGAGUUUAACACCCCUGCCCUAGACCAAACUGGCUCUAAUUUGCCAUCAGUUCCUUUGUUGAUGAGGAUAUACAAGAAAGGCAGUUGUGUUGCUUCCUUCUUCCCUUGUGUAUUUUAUUCUUUUGAAGAUACAGUAUUCAUAUGUCUCUAGAAAAGAACUGUGCCAGACUAAAAACUGUUUGCGUAAUUGCAGAUAUACUCUGUGAAUAAUUAAGGAGGAGAUGUUUUAACCCCUUUCCUGCCAACCAAACUCUUCAAGCUCCCAUUCCUUCUUUGUUCUCUGGAAAGCAGCCCCUCCCUUUUGGCAAUCCAGACUACAUUUCAACACAAUAGGCGUUCAAAAAUGGCAGCGCCUUGCAUGGCUGCGGCUGCUUCGACCCUCAAGAGGGUUGGGGUUUUGUGGUCGAAAGUGCCAUCCGGCUUGAAUGAUUCUUUGAGGAUUGUGACCACAAAGCAGAAUUAUAUUUCCGAACUGUUCCAAGGCCAUCAGUCUAUAUUGGAUUCGGGGAUUUUUAUCAAAAGCGGAACCGUUGAUAAAGCUGUUCUGGAUUCUAUACUUGGUGCUGCAAUUGGCCUGGGGGUGGCAGCGGUAGGCAUCCCGGUCGCAGUUGGCGUUGCGGGUUUCACUGGCACAGGAAUUAUGGCUGGUUCAAUUGCCGCCAAGAUGAUGUCUACUGCCGCCAUCGCGAACGGAGGCGGAGUGGCUGCUGGCGGUUUGGUUGCCACCCUGCAGUCCAUUGGGGCUGCAGGGGUGCCAACUGCUGUGUCAGCAGCAACAACAGCCACAGGAGCAGUGCUGGGAGCCUUAAAGGACGUUUACGGUUGAGGGGCCAGAGAAAACACACCUCUUCUCCAUAACAUUAGCUGACUUGUCAAAGGUCUCUAAAGAGAAACCUGCUUGAAGGGGAAACAGCUGUAUCUUCAGAGUCCUUAAACUAUUUUAAUUUAGCCUGCUUUCUUAUGGACUUGUUCAACUGCUUUUCUUGCUGUAAUAAAAAAUACCUUAAAAUUUU
Molecule: messenger RNA, 1284 nt
Organism: Pantherophis guttatus
Lineage: Eukaryota; Metazoa; Chordata; Lepidosauria; Squamata; Colubridae
Product: interferon alpha-inducible protein 27-like protein 2A
Biological process (GO): intrinsic apoptotic signaling pathway; release of cytochrome c from mitochondria
Cellular component (GO): mitochondrial membrane
Source: RefSeq, a predicted model, not a curated record